Molecule: messenger RNA, 2204 nt
Organism: Phalaenopsis equestris
Lineage: Eukaryota; Viridiplantae; Streptophyta; Magnoliopsida; Asparagales; Orchidaceae
Product: receptor-like cytosolic serine/threonine-protein kinase RBK1
Biological process (GO): protein phosphorylation
Molecular function (GO): protein kinase activity; ATP binding
Source: RefSeq, a predicted model, not a curated record
UCCUUCCCUUCUCUAAUAAGUGUCCUCGAGGAUAACAUACAUCCUCUGAGCCUCUCUUCUUUCCAAGUUAAAACCCUUUUUUUCUUCAUCCUCGCUUACCUACUUUCCUGGCUUUGUGGAUACUGUGGUGGUUAUAGGAAGGCUGGGAGAAGCAAUGGCUUGCAAGGAAGUGCUCAGUCAAGAUGAUCAAGAGAAAGCCAUGGAGGGAUCUGAGAAAGGUUAGUUUUUUAUGGUUGUUUUUUUAUUAUUUUUUUAUUUGGACGGGAAGAAUGGCACACCUCAUCUUUAAUGGAGGAGUACAGUUAAAACUUUUAAAAGUACUCAGUUUUUGUUUGUUUUUUCCCAUCAUUUGAAUUAAAGUUCUGCUCUUUAAGUGGUUUGGACAUUUGGCUGUUUGGUAUGAGGAAAAUGUGGACGACCGAGAAGGACGGUAGGAGUGUAUUAUAAUAUUUGGAGAGAAGAUGGUUUUUUGUUUUGUCUCCCUGUCCACAUUCAUUUGUGAAGAAGACCAGCAAACGCUGAGGAUAGGACUUUUCCUCUCGUUGCUCUUCGAUUCCAGUCUUCUAUGAGGAAAUACAAGGGCAUACAAAUAUCUAAAUCGUGUCAAAGGAAAACGUCAAAAUCAGUUUUUUAUUUACCAUUCCCCACAGUUUUCUACGUUUCACAUUCAUUUUUUAUCAAAAUUGCAGAGGAAAAGAAAGAGAAUUUGAAAAUGAAGUCUGAGGAGAAUAGUACCGAGUGUGCUGAUGGCUCAGGUCAAUCCUUUCCUCGUGGAGUGGUAGAGAUUCCAAUAUCUGAAGUUCAUUCUGAUGGUGGAAGCAGCAGCGAGAGUUCGUCCUCAGAGAGAUCGGUGAGUUCGGAUGGGAGCUCGUUGGAAUCUCAUAAUUCUCAGCGGAGAAGUCUGAUCGGCGGGCUGCGUCUAAGGAAGAACAUGUCUAUUAGGAGGUUGUCGACUUUCCCACCAUCAUUAAGAGGCUCGUUUUCUGAGAGGAGGAGCUCGGAGAGUUUUUCAAGCUGCAAAGAUCAAUCAAGUAUAGAUUUAGAGGAGACUCCAAUGAGGAGGCCAUCUUGGAGAAACUUUGAGUACCAAGAGCUUGUAGUGGCAACGAAUAACUUCAGCCAUGAAAAUUUAAUUGGAAAAGGAGGACAUGCAGAGGUUUACAAAGGCCGCCUUCCUAACGGCCAACUAGUGGCUGUCAAGAGGUUAACUAAGACAGACAAAGAGGAUGAGAGAAUUGGUUAUUUCUUAUCUGAGCUUGGAAUCAUUGCGCACGUUAACCAUCCGAAUGCUGCACAGCUUCUGGGCUUUAGUGUUGAGGGAGGAUUACACAUGGUUCUCCAAUUCUCUCCACAUGGAAGUUUGGCCUCCUUGCUUCAUGGUUCUAAGGAGGGCCUUAAGUGGAAGAAAAGGUUUGAUAUUGCCUUGAAGGUAGCAGAAGGGCUUUGCUAUCUUCAUGAAGGAUGCCAAAGGCGCAUUAUACAUAGAGACAUAAAGGCCUCCAACGUUCUUCUCACUAAAGAUUACCAACCUCAGAUAUCCGACUUCGGGCUUGCGAAAUGGCUCCCAGACAAAUGGAGCCACCAUAUUGUGUUUCCCAUUGAAGGCACAUUUGGAUACAUGGCUCCUGAGUACUUCAUGCAUGGAGUGGUGAAUGAGAAGACUGAUGUGUUUGCAUUUGGGGUACUGCUGCUUGAGCUCAUAACUGGCAGGAAAGCGGUUGAUUCCUCUCAAAAAAGUCUGGUGAUAUGGGCGAAGCCGUUUCUCGACGCCGAUGACUUCCAGGGAUUGGCCGAUCCAUCAUUCGGAGACGAUCCUGACCCUAAAGAUCUCAAGCUUUUAAUAUCAGUAGCAUCAAUGUGCAUCCACCACAUCUCAACCUCCAGGCCGAGCAUGAACACGGUCGUGCGGAUCCUUAGGGGAGAGAUCGGAACACAGGAGCUCGUCGAGGCCGACCAGCUGCUCUUUGACGCCUGUGAUUUGCAGGACUAUUCCUGCUCGAGUUAUGUAACGGAUCUCCACCGGCACAGGCAGCUUGCAUUGGAGCAGUGAAGCCUGUGGACACGACGGCUCUCUUUUGUUAGAUUCCAUUGUUGUUGUUGUAGAAGUUUAAAGAGAUUUUUGUGGGCUUAGAUUGAAAAAAAAAUCUGGUUUUGAAUGUUAUGAUUAAUAUGGAUAUUAAUCAUUGGCUUAGGGUUUUUUUUAA